Cydia pomonella (codling moth) is the source of this 1479-nucleotide messenger RNA. RefSeq names its product retinol dehydrogenase 13-like. The transcript has a single exon. The coding region runs from base 409 to 1386 and encodes 325 amino acids. Lineage: Eukaryota; Metazoa; Arthropoda; Insecta; Lepidoptera; Tortricidae. The record is from RefSeq and is a predicted model, not a curated record.
AGCCAGAUAUGUAAAGAACUGUACAGUUUACUAUUGGGACAUUGUUUUUUAUUGCGUUAGUGUUUUUGCAUUAAAGUUUACCACAAACUACAGUAACUACAGUGGCCCUCAUUAUUACUUUGUUAAUUACAUAUUCUCCUUUUAUGCUAAUAACGACUCAAAUAAAACGCUCACGUCGCAGGUAGAAUAACAGGUUAAAUACAAACAUUUCAAUAUAAAUAAUACGCGUUGUACUUCGGGAUUCCGUCCUUUUUAUACGUAACUAUUUCUAUACGUAUUGGAGGUAGACAUACACUGGUUCUUUAAUGACAAUGCGCUCGAUUGAGAUUUGAGAAUAACCGCAAUUGCUUCUUUAUUUAUCCAAAGUCGUCAGCUUCACAUUUCAUUCACAUUCCACUCGCGUUCACGAUGGUGCUCAUACUUGCUCUCGCGGCUCUCGCGAUCUUCGGAACUCUCUACCUCCUCCGACUGUACCACACAGCGACAAAUCGAGAAUGCAGGUCCCUGAAAACUCUGAAAGGAAAAACGGCCAUCGUCACUGGAGGCACGACCGGCAUGGGACUUGAAAUAGCCACAGACUUCGCUCGAAGAGGUGCCAGGGUUAUCAUCGCUUGCCCGUUCCCGCAAGAAGGGAUCAACGCUCAGAGAAUAAUCGAAGAAAAAACCUACAAAAAAGUUGUCUUUAAAUUCCUUGACUUGGGCUCUUUAGAAUCAGUCCGAUCAUUCGCCGCCGAUAUCUUGAAGAAUGAAGAUAGAUUGGAUCUAUUAAUGAACAAUGCUGGCGUCGGAAUGCCCAAGAACUUUGAAACCAAGGACCGUUUGAAUUUUAUAAUGCAAGUCAAUUAUUACGGGCAUUUUUUACUGACGAUACUGCUACUCCCGCUUUUGAAGAAGAGUGGAACGGCCGCGGAACCCGCCAGGGUGGUCAACACGUCAUCUAGACUGCAUUAUUUUGGAAGGGUCGAUCUAAGCGAUUCUGACAUCAAUUGGCUGAACUUCUUUAGUUACUGCAACAGCAAAUUUAGCAUGAUCCUCUUCUCCAGAGAGCUGACUAGGAGAAUCAAAGGAUCUCAUGUUGUGGUUCAUUGCGUAGACCCUGGUACUGUCGGGACGGGUAUCUACAAUUGCUCUGGCAAAGUCCUAGGCGCCAUCUGUCGAUACUUACUAAUUUUCUGCAGCAAGACACCUAAAGUAGGCGCUCAGACGGCUUUGCACGUGGCUUUGGAUGAUGAAAUUGGCCAAAGAAGUGGGGAAUAUUUCGUGAAUUGCAGGCCCGCUCGAGCCAUACCCUGGGCCUACAAGGACAAGAAUGCCCGGGUACUGUGGGAAGAAUCUAUCACACUCGUCAAACUUACUGACGACGAGCUGGCACAAAGUUUUAAAUAAUAAAACUGCUUAAGAACAAUAGAGUAGGUACUGCAGUACACAUUGUGAUUUAUGAUAAUAUUUAUAUUUAAUCAAUCAAUACUUUUAUGUAAA